Molecule: messenger RNA, 1917 nt
Organism: Meleagris gallopavo (turkey)
Lineage: Eukaryota; Metazoa; Chordata; Aves; Galliformes; Phasianidae
Source: RefSeq, a predicted model, not a curated record
AUGAGAGCGAGCGAGGUGUCUUCUACAGGAGGAAGUUGCACCUUCCCUGGGCAGCUGUGCCAACGCAUCGCCACACUUUCGGAGAAGAACUUUCCCCCGACGCCCACCCCUCGCGCUGCCCUCGCUUUCCCUCUGUGCUUCCCUCCCACCCACGCCCACAGCGGCGGGGAUCACGCAGAUGCGACUCCGACGCCCGGUCGCAGCAUCCCCGCCCCGCUGCUUUGCUGUGCCCCGCAGAGCAUCGUGGCCAAACACGGCGCGCAGUUCCGCGGUAACGCGCAGCACGACGCCCUCGAGUUCCUGCUGUGGCUGCUGGACCGCAUGCACGAGGACCUGGGCAGCGCCUCGCCCGCACCGGGACCCCGCGCUGCCCACCAGCGCAGUGCGGAGCAGAGUGGUGCCAGUGGGGAGAGCUUCGUGCAGAGCCACUUCCAGGCGCAGUACAGGUCCUCCCUGACGUGCCCGCACUGCCGGAAGCAGAGCAAUACCUUCGACCCAUUCCUGUGCAUCUCGCUGCCCAUCCCCGUGCGCCAGACCAGGGCACUGAAUGUGACGCUGGUGCUGCAGCGCGAGGGCGGGCGCUCGCUGCGCGUGGGGCUGGCGGUGCCACUGCUGGGCACGGCCGCAGAGCUGCGUGAGAUGGUGGCACGGGAGGGGGAUGUGCCCCCCCAGCAGGUGAUCCUGGCUGAGGUGUCCUCGCAGGGCUUCCUGCGCUCGCUGGAUGACACCGAGGAGCUGAGCACAGCUGGGCAAGAGGCACCCCUGUAUGCCCUGCAGGCCCCCCCAGAGGCCCCCACAGGCGCCCGCCCUGUGCUGCUGCUGCUGCUGUGCCACGUGGCGGGCAUCGGUCCGCACCGUGCCAGGUUCGGACCACCACUGGUGCUGUGGGCGGAGCGCGGUGCCUCCUGGGCACAGCUGCAGCGCGAUGUGCUGGCCCCUCUGCGCGGCAUGAUGAGGAGCGCCGUGCAGGGCACGGCGCCGCAGUUCCGCAUCCAUGUGGCCGGGGAGCCCAGUGCCUACCUGUCCCCACAGGACCCACACCCGCUGUGCCACGUGGCCAUUGACAGAGCGCUGCAGCAGAGCCCCGCCGGCGGACCCCCCCAUGUAGCGCUGACAGUGAACUGGGACAUCAGCACCAAGGAGCGGCUUUUUGGCAGCGUGCAGCAGGAGGCGGUGCAGGAUGCAGACAGUGUGCGGCUGCAGCAGGCGGCACACCAGCAGCACAGCUGCACUUUGGAUGAGUGCUUCCAGCUCUACACCAAGGAGGAGCAGCUGGCACCGGAUGACGCAUGGCGCUGCCCGCACUGCCGGGUCCUGCAGCAGGGCACAGUGCAGCUCCGCCUCUGGACGCUACCCGACAUCCUCAUCAUCCACCUGAAGCGGUUCCGCCAGGUUGCCCAGCGCCGCCACAAGCUGAGCACGCUGGUGCGCUUCCCCCUGCGUGGGUUGGACAUGGCCCCACACUUGGCCCCGGGGGGGGACGAUGGCAGCACCCCUGCGCCCACCCGGAGCUGCCCCCCAGAUGCUCUGUAUGACCUUUACGCCGUCUGCAACCACCAUGGCAGCAUGCAGGGCGGGCACUACACUGCGUACUGCUGCAACUCCCUGGACGGGCGCUGGUACAGCUACGAUGACAGCACGGUGGAAGGGGUGCGGGAGGACGAGGUGAGCACCCGCAGCGCCUACAUCCUCUUCUACCAGCGCCGCAACGCCAUCCCUGCCUGGUCGGCCAGCAGUGCUACCAGAGGCAGCAGCAGCUCGGCCCCAUUGAACCACUGGGCAGCCCAGCUGGGGGGCAGCAAGCAGCACAGCGCAGAAUCCCAGCCUGCAGCUCCCCGCCCAUCCCCACCCUGCAGCCCGGACCUUAGCACCACACAGGAGCAAGGUGGCUUCGAGGCCCGACCCCAUUUCUAUUAA